Molecule: messenger RNA, 1935 nt
Organism: Colletotrichum destructivum
Lineage: Eukaryota; Fungi; Ascomycota; Sordariomycetes; Glomerellales; Glomerellaceae
Exons: 7
Coding region: 582-1784 (400 amino acids)
Source: RefSeq, a predicted model, not a curated record
AUCACCCUUUGCCGUAGUUUCAACCGCUUCUUCAGCUUGAACUGUACUCGACCAUCCGCUCGAGACAUCUUGGAGACUACACCGCCGAUUCAUGCCUUGGUCCUUGCCAAAGUUGUCAUUGCACAAACCCAAGCAUCUUCUCGGCCUGACGAGUGCUGUGUCGCAAAACCGCCUCCCUGGCGCUGUUGCGUGUUGGAGAAUGGAUCCUGGAGGCAUGGCAGUGGACCCAAGACCGGACGUGUACUCAUAGUAGCCCGAAUGCGAGUCAGUCGGUAUACUCACCCUAAGCUGUCUCUCUCAGCGCACGAGUGAGGGCAUUAUCUUUGCCUCGGGGCCUUUUGUAGAACGACAGUCCUAAACCAAGGGAAGCUACCGUGGUUCCGUUCCUGCAGGAGGGAGAGUGGAAAGAAGUCCCUUGUUCCCUCGAGACAGAGAAGCGGACCGCCAAAGACCGAAAGACACGCUCCGCGGCCUGGUUGUUAAAGCCUGGUUGGCCCCGCUGAUCAGGGCCCCCGAUCAGCAGCCAUGUGGUCUAUCUGUCAAUCGUUACCUUGCGCGUCGACGUCUUCCUCCGAGACAGGAUGGAUGACCUUCCUCCAGAGUAUGUCAAUGCUAGCAACGCAGGCCGGAUCGUCGGCGUCGUCGGCGUCUUCCACCUUUUCGCCCUGACGUUCGUUUCCCUGCGGAUCUACGCCCGGCUGUUCAUCCUCAGGGCUUUCGGGGCGGAAGAUGCGCUCAUCAUCGUCGCCGUCCUCCUCGCCCUCGUAGCCUGGAUAUGCUUGAUUCUCCAGAUACCCUACGGCCUUGGACGGCAUGGCCUGACGGUUCCGACGGCAGACCGCAUCGACUUCGAACGCAUCACAUUCUGGAAGACAGUGCUCUCCGAUGGCGUUGCCAUGGGUCUGCUGAGGAUCUCCAUGGCGAUCAGUUUGCUGCGGCUCAAGAAAGACCUCAACUGGUAUCGAUGGUCGUUGUACGCUUUGAUAGGAUUCGUUGUGGCCUAUUCCAUCCAAGCGAUUGUCUGGUUGUUCGUGUACUGCACUCCGUACUCGGGCUGGUGGGAGUUUCAGUGGAUGAAUCCGUUCGACCCUAGGUGCCAUGACUUCAACGUCUUUCUCAACCUCACGUAUUGGAACGUUGCCUGCAACAUCUUCACCGAUGUGUGCCUUGGAGCUUUGCCAGUUCCCAUUAUCUGGAACCUCAAGAUGAAGUUUCGAGUUCGUUUCUACGUCAUUGGCAUCCUGAAUCUAGGAUACUUUUCGAUCGUCAUGGGAAUCCUCAAAGCCGUCUUCAUGCUCACGACGGGCGGCGACCCGGACAACAUCUUCAACUACUGGGUUCACUUCUGGCAAAACCUUCAACUCAACGUGGGCAUCAUCGCGGCAUGCGCAUCGUUUCUCAAGCCGCUGUUUGGGCGCCUCCUGAAGCUCAACAGCUCUGCCGCCUACUACCCCAGCGACCCCCACUACAACUGGAGCGGCCAGACGCCUCUCGGCGCCGGCGGUUCGCGCGGCAACGCCUAUGCGGCGGGGAGGAGGGCGAGCAUCCCGCUGGAUCGCAGUCUGCAUGACGAGUUCGAGAUGCACACCAAGCACGGCCUCGGCGGCGGUGAGCCUCGGACAAAGGGAUCCCAGACGCCUUUGGAGGGGCGGUCGUCAGCCGAGGCCACAUAUGGGUACGCGCUGUCUUCGGAUGCGAACAGCGAGGAGGUCAUUCUUCAGCAAAAGGGAGUACAAGGGAUCGUGUGCAAGAGGGAUUUUAGCGUCAAAUACAGUAGCAAGUGACGGGGUCUGUAUGUCCGAGCUUGAGUUGGGGGUUAAUGGUUCGACAAAGGGUUACUUGAUAAACUCAUUCAGCUAUUGUCAUUUUUUAUCCAAAACCACAAGUCUAGCGCCCGGCAGAUUUAGAGUCAUCAGAAAAAGCCCCAGGGACAUA